CUCAAUAUCAUUCAUCACUUUCUUCCAAGGUCCAUCUUUCUUCUUCUUCCUUAUAGCCAAAGGAGAGAGAAAGAAAGGAGAAACCUUCCUUGUAGCCAAACGAGAAAGAAAGAAAGAAGAAACCAUGGAUGACAUAGAUGUUCUAUGCAACGAUUAUUGGGAAAAUAUGAUCCUCCAAACUGAACAACUAGGAAGGAAUUUUGAUGAAUCAUUUUCAUUUUAUGAUUCAAGCUCUCCUGACGGAGCACAAUCAUCAGCAGCAUCAAAGAACAUCGAGUCGGAGAGGAAGAGGAGGAAGAAACUGACUGAAACGCUCCAUGCACUUAGAGCUGUAGUCCCCAAUAUCAGUAAGAUGGACAAGGCUUCCAUUAUUAAGGAUGCCAUAGGCUACAUACAAGAAUUGCAUAAUCAAGAGAGAAUGAUUCAAGCUGAAAUAUCAGAAUUGGAGUCAAAGAGGAGGAUAUUUCCAGAUUUUGAUCAAGAAAUAAGCUAUAAUUCCAAGCCAAAGAGAUCAAGAUUUGAGCAGACCUGUGAUUCUUCAGAGUCUAGAUCAUCUCCCAUUGAAGUUCUUGAGUUUAGUGUAUCUCACAUGGGAGAGAAGACUAUUGUAGUUAGCCUCACAUGCAGUAAAAGAACGGAUACAAUGGUGAAGAUCUGUGAAGUUUUUGAAUCCUUGAAUCUCAAAAUCAUUACAGCCAACAUCAUUGCAUUUUCCGACAGACUUCUAAAGACAUUAUUCUUAGAGGCUAAUGAGGAAGAAAAAGAUGUGAAGAUAAAAAUCCAAACUGCAAUUGCAGCUUUAAAAUGAUCCAGAUUGCCCUAUGAGCAAGUGAAGAGAAAGAAUGAGGCUCAGCAUUGUGAAUUAUCCAAUUGCAGCUAUUCAUUAUUCUUGCAAAUAGUGACCUUUGGAUAGCUCAUUAUUUGGAAAAUUUUAUUUGAUUGUAUCGUAAAUAAAUUUUUCAAUUAUCUUUUUAUUUUUUUUUCAAUCAUAUUUUCAUUUCACA
Messenger RNA from Coffea arabica (coffee), 1004 nucleotides. RefSeq names its product transcription factor bHLH35. Lineage: Eukaryota; Viridiplantae; Streptophyta; Magnoliopsida; Gentianales; Rubiaceae. Gene Ontology annotation, molecular function: sequence-specific DNA binding; DNA-binding transcription factor activity; protein dimerization activity. Gene Ontology annotation, biological process: regulation of DNA-templated transcription. Gene Ontology annotation, cellular component: nucleus. The record is from RefSeq and is a predicted model, not a curated record.